GCAAGAACGGACUUGAACUUUAAAAAUUGGGGUUUUAUCUAGUUUUCUCGUUUGAAUGAAAUUUUGACGUAAACUUACACGAUGGCAACAACUCUGGAAGAUCCGUCUUUGGAACGGCAUUUCAAUGGCCAUAGAGACACAGUUACUAGUAUGGAUUUUAAUCCAAAUGCUACCCAGCUAGCAUCUGGAUCAAUGGAUUCUUGUCUAAUGGUAUGGAAUUUCAAGCCAAAAAUGAGAGCUUAUAGAUUUGUUGGACACAAGGAUGCUGUUAUGUCAGUUAGCUUUUCACCAUCUGGUCAUUUAGUAGCUUCAGCCUCCAGAGAUAAAACAGUUAGAUUGUGGAUUCCUAGUGUUAAAGGAGAGUCUACAGUUUUUAAAGCUCAUACAGCUACAGUACGAUCAGUUGAUUUCUCUUCUGAUGGUCAGACAUUAUUAACAGCUUCAGAUGAUAAAACUAUCAAACUAUGGACUGUUCACAGACAAAAGUUUUUGUUUUCUCUGACCAAACAUAUGAAUUGGGUCAGAUGUGCCAAAUUUUCACCAGAUAACAGACUGGUAGUAUCAGGUAGUGAUGAUAAAACAGUCAGAUUAUGGGACAGACAGAGUAAAGAUUGUGUACAUACCUUUUAUGAAACAGGAGGGUUUGUCAACUAUGUACAGUUUCACCCUAGUGGUACAUGUAUAGCUACAGCUUGUACAGAUGGUAGUGUUAAAGUUUUUGAUAUCAGAAUGAAUAAAUUACUACAGAAUUAUGUUGCUCAUUCAGCCUCAGUGAACAGUUUAUCAUUUCACUCUAGUGGUAAUUAUUUAUUAUCUGGAUCUGAUGAUGCUACUUUAAAAAUCUAUGAUUUAGCUGAAGGAAGAAUCUUCUAUACUCUACAUGGACACCAGGGGCCUGUUACAUCAGUUGCUUUCUCUAAAAAUGGAGAAUAUUUUGGUUCAGGUGGUUCUGAUCAACAGGUGUUUGCUUGGAAGACAAAUUUUGAUCAGAUAGAUUUUACAGCAGAAAAGAAAAAGAAACCAAGAGAAGUCUCACCACCAACAGUCUCAGAUAUACCCCCUAGAGUUAAAUCUUAUAGAGCUAAAUCACCUAAAAGAUAUACAGAUAGAGAUAACAGUCAGCCUAUAACACAACCAUUAGAAGCUAAAUCUUUACCUCCACAAUUAACACAUUUUAUGGAAACAAUAGCUGGUCAAUUAGAUAUCUUAACACAGACUGUGUCACUACUAGAACAGAGGUUAAGCAUGACAGAAAAUAAAUUACGUGAGUGUCUGGAUAAUCAACAAAAAAUAACGUUACAAGUUCAUUCUGCAGACUAA
Messenger RNA from Lottia gigantea (owl limpet), 1320 nucleotides. RefSeq lists its product as hypothetical. Gene Ontology annotation, cellular component: ciliary basal body; centriole. The record is from RefSeq and is a predicted model, not a curated record. NCBI's taxonomy places the organism in Eukaryota, Metazoa, Mollusca, Gastropoda, Lottiidae. Gene Ontology annotation, molecular function: protein binding. Gene Ontology annotation, biological process: cilium assembly. The transcript has 13 exons. The coding region runs from base 82 to 1320 and encodes 412 amino acids.